Chlorocebus sabaeus (green monkey) is the source of this 1176-nucleotide messenger RNA. Lineage: Eukaryota; Metazoa; Chordata; Mammalia; Primates; Cercopithecidae. The record is from RefSeq and is a predicted model, not a curated record.
GCUAUUGCACUCCAGCCUGGGCAACAAGAGCGAAACUUGUCUCAAAAAAAAAAAAAAAAAAAGGAAAAUAACUUAUUGUAGAGGAAAGUGGUUUAUUAAGAAGUUUGACAGGCACUGGCUUAGAGUAAGAUUUUUCUCUUAUAGUAAUUUUCUUUCUCUCUUAAGGUAUCCAAGCCCACCAAUGGGCUCUGUCUCAGCACCCAACCUGCCUACAGCAGAAGAUAACCUGGAAUAUGUACGGACUCUGUAUGAUUUUCCUGGAAAUGAUGCCGAAGACCUGCCGUUUAAAAAGGGUGAGAUCCUAGUGAUAAUAGAGAAGCCUGAAGAACAGUGGUGGAGUGCCCGGAACAAGGAUGGCCGGGUUGGGAUGAUUCCUGUCCCUUAUGUUGAAAAGCUUGUGAGAUCCUCACCACACGGAAAGCAUGGAAAUAGGAAUUCCAACAGUUAUGGGAUCCCAGAACCUGCUCAUGCAUACGCUCAACCUCAGACCACAACUCCUCUACCUGCAGUUUCCGGUUCUCCUGGGGCAGCAGUCACCCCUUUGCCAUCCACACAGAAUGGACCUGUCUUUGCGAAAGCAAUCCAGAAAAGAGUACCCUGUGCUUAUGACAAGACUGCCUUGGCAUUAGAGGUAAAAUCUGUUCAGACUAGCUUUUUGGGUCCUUUGACUUUUAGUUUUAGUUUCUGCUCAUUUAAGCUUGUAUUCAUGGAAUUAGAGCACUAGAUGAUUUUGGAAGAUACGCACUGUUAGCAUUUCAUGUUUAAAUUUUUUUACAGAGACAAGGUCUCUGUUAAAAAGAGUUGUUUGCCCAGGCUGAUCUCGACAUCCUGGCCUCAAGCAAAUCCUCCUACCUCAACCUCCCAUAGUACUGGGGUGACAGAUACGAGCCACCGUACCCGGCCUGUUAUUAGUGUUUCACAGCUUGUUUUGUUCUUUCCUAUUCCUUGUUUGUCCCACAUUCUCAGCCUCCUUGCUCUUUUUUGUUCCCAAAGCCUAACAGAUUUAGUUUUGCAGUCAUUGGUUUUUCUUCCAGUAAGGAAAGAUAAUAAUUAAGGAAGACCCAUGACCUACAGGCAAAAUCAGCAUACAGAUAUAUAGCUACUUGUAUGGUUCUGUAUUUCUAACAUUGGAAUCAGUUGAGAAAUACGAAAAUGUCUUAAAAUUUCUCUUGAACU